This is a messenger RNA of Aricia agestis (brown argus), 1781 nucleotides long. RefSeq names its product juvenile hormone esterase-like. Bases 23 to 1705 code for a protein of 560 amino acids. The record is from RefSeq and is a predicted model, not a curated record. Lineage: Eukaryota; Metazoa; Arthropoda; Insecta; Lepidoptera; Lycaenidae. The transcript is spliced from 3 exons.
UGCUUGGCAGUUAGCAUCCGCGAUGCGAGCAGUGGUGUCGUGCGUUGUGUUGGUGUGUGUGCUGCGCGUGCGCACCGCGCUCGGCGACGGCCGGCCCUCGCGCGUCGUGAACAUCGACCAAGGGCCCGUGCGCGGGUACCGGGACCCCGACUACGACGUCUUCACCUUUCACAGCAUCCCCUACGCGACUGCACCGACAGGCACCGACCGAUUCAAGGCUCCUCAACCACCGCCAGUAUGGCAGGAACCACUAGAAGCCGUAAACAAGGACAUCAUAUGCCCACAGUUUAUUUUCCCACAUAAGCUAAAAGACCAAAAUGCUCAAGAGGACUGUCUAAUUGCAAACAUUUACGUUCCGGACACAGAUGCCAAUAAUAUCCCAGUUGUUGUUUAUGUACAUAGUGGAGGAUAUGCUAUGGGUUUUGGAGAUAUGGUUAACCCUAGACCCUUGGUAAAUACUAAAAAAGUAAUUAUAGUUACUUUUAACUACCGACUAGCUGGGCAUGGCUUUCUAUGUUUGGGCACAGAAGAUAUACCAGGCAAUGCAGGAAGUAAGGACCAGGUAGCAUUGCUGCGUUGGGUAAGAAAAAACAUUGCCAACUUUGGAGGGAAUCCUGACGAUGUAACACUUAUAGGUAGUAGCGCUGGAUCUUCAUCUGUAGAUCUUUUGAUGCUUUCAAAGAUGUCACGAGGUCUUUUCAACAAAGUGGUACCCGAAUCUGGUGCUAAUGUGGCUGCAUUUAGUACCCAACCAGAUCCAAUACAUGCAGCGAAGGUGUAUGCAAAAUUGUUGGGAAACAAUAAAAACUUUAAAGAUGUCUAUGAAUUAGAAGAUUUUUUCAAAUCGCUUAGUGUUGUAAAACUUAACUCAGUAUUUACUUUAAAUAAUACUGAUGCUACCGCUUUAUUAGGACCUUGUGUCGAACGAGAUAUGGGACACGAAAUGUUUCUGGAUGACAGUCCUGUUAAUAUAAUUAAAAGCGGGGACUAUCCUAAAGUACCAAUGCUUUACGGCUUCAGUAACAUGGAAGGCUUAAUUCGUGUUGGACUUAUGGGUUCGCAAGUCAAAGGUGAUAUGGAAAUGAUGGAGAAAAAUUUUUCAAAUUUUUUGCCCGCCGAUUUAGCUUUUGAAAACGAAGAUGAGAGAAACAAAGUUGCAAACAAAAUCAAAAAGUUCUAUUUUGGAAAUAAAAUUGACGAGGAAGAUGUUUUCGACUACAUCAAUUAUUUUUCGGAUACUUUCUUUACUUAUGCAACAUUAAGAGCGAUCAACCUGCAUUUAAAUAAUGGACAUAAUAACAUAUAUCUUUACGAAUAUUCAUUCACUGAUAUCAACACGAUACCAGUCCCUUACACGAAGGUCUAUGGUGCGAGUCAUUACACGCAGUCUGCGGCGAUAUGGGGUGAAGAUCCAAUAUACAACAUUGAGAAGACAUGCGACGAGUACGAGAAAAUGAGAAACAUCAUGAGAGAUAUUUGGAUAAACUUUAUAACAACAGGUAAACCUGUACCCGAAGGCUCCGGUCUGCCGGAGUGGCCGGCGGUGGGCAGGAAGUGGUCUCCGCACAUGUCUCUGGGUCGGGCGGUGGAGCUGCGCGGCUCGCUGCUGAAGGAGCGCGCGCUGUUCUGGGAGGAGAUCUACGCGCGCCACUAUCGCUCCCCGCAGCCUGCGCCGACGCCGCCACCGAAACGCACCGAAUUGUAGAAUUUUUUUGUUAUGUUAUAAAAAUUGAUGUUUUACAAUGUUACUUGUUGAAAUAAUUAUAGGAUAUCAAAUUUUA